UUUUAAAAUUGUAGAAAAAUUAAUAUUGAUCGCUCAAGGAAAAUAACUCUUUCAAGAUAGGAGUUAAACGACAUAAUGAUAUUACAGUGAUUCAGCUCGCCCAGUUCGUUAAGCAUCACAACGUCUCUUGUUUAUAGUCAUAUUUUCAUCCGGCUCACUACUUUCGCAACUUAAGAUUGUUUCAAGUUUUCUUUGAUUCUUGAAGCCUUGCAAUUGAGAUAGGUAUAAAAUCGUGUAAGGCAAUAUCUACACGUGAAAACUCGCACUGGUACCUGUUUGACCCAGUAUGACGUCAUGAUUUCAUACCGCGUUCAGAUAACUAAGUAAUAUUGUAACAAUCUCAGCCCGCGGGGGUCUUGGCACUAGGAAAGGGUGGCUCUGGAGAAACAUGAUUUGAUUGGUCACAUUCUUAAACUGAGAUUUCAGGCUAAUUCAACGCUGGUUUCAUACACGAAAACAUCCACUGAUUGAUCUCUAAACAAAUCUGUUCAAUUGCUGCAACUACAGACCUUAACAGAAUUUCACAAACGAAUUUUUCGUGCAAGAAGAAUUCACUGAACUUUGAUUCUCCCCGAAAGCCAGUGUUAGUAUUCCUAAAGGUCUGUUCGUGAUUUGAUCGAGCGGUAUUAUUUGGAGAUUUCAUUUUGUUCUGAACUUUUCUUCACACCGCGAUAGUUUGGGAAGCUGUUUCGUCGUUCAGAAAAUGAACCUGGAAAAGAAACAACGAGACGUCUUUGAUUCUCGUACUUCUCCACCAUAUAUUUACGGCACAUUGGUUGCUUACAUGCAGUCGGUUUGGGUUCGUUACAAUACAAGACAGUCAGUUCAAAGAACAGACAGCACAAUUUAACAGAUAAAACUGGGCUGUUAACAAAACAAACUAAACUAUCCUUUGAGCGGACAGAAGAUUAUUCUGUUGUUUAUUUUUCGUCGCUCCGAGGGCAAAUAAAUAUUCAAAGUUUGUCUAUAGCGGAACUUUUCAAAGACACGUGUGUCCGUUUCAGAAAUUCGUGCGAAAAUGAAUAUAUGAAAUAAACCAUGUGUAGACGGUGGAAAGAACGUGGAAAGAAAUAGAGAUCUCCUCAGUUUUCUUCUUUUGCCAAUAUUAAAUCAAAUGACUACUAAGAAAAUAAGCACGAGUAACAGUAAAUUAAUUUUCCUGGUGAAACCCGGUUUCCUUUUUGUGCCGAUAUGCAUUAAUUAGUUAAAUUAUAACUCUGCAUUAUUCUUAACUGGUACAUUAAACAUACUCAGAUGCAGAUUAUGAAAGGUCCUAACUUUGGUCAACUUUGAACAAACCAAUAUCUUUCAUCAUUUCCCUGUUUUAACUGCUAGUGAAUUUCACGUCCAUCAAAUAGGAGAUUCCGUUCUUGUAAUAUCCGGGGAAAUCAAGAUCAGUUGGCUUGCUUUGAUUAUGCCGGAUGUCACAAAGGUCUUGUCUGAUGCUUGUCAAUUGUUUUCAGUUUCCAUCAUCUAAGCACAUUUUGCGUGGUAGUUUCUGCAAUCGCCGGCAUGAAAAUAAAUUAUUUGUUGGAAAUCAGAGUUUUCCACGGGGCUCAUCGUGAAGUGCCUUGUCGGUCAUCUCCAAAACAAAAACUUCGCGCGGACGUAUUUUAACAUGAUAACAGUAGCAUUCUUGUUUAUUUUUCUACGGUUUAUAGGACACCCAUCCGCCACUGAAAACAAUAUUCUUUGAACAAUUUACGAGCUGCAGUUUCAUUAAGUUUGUGAAGAGUUUCGCUAAGAGUUAGCUUUUCACUCUGGACCAACUUUAGAGAAACAAGGGAAUAUCAUUUCUAAAAAAAGUGGAAUAAGAAUAUAAUUUCUUAGCUCCAGACGGUUCCCACCGGGCAGCUCAGCAUGGCUUGGUGUUUGCGACAAGCUCGCAGUCUCUACAGUUUGAUCCUGCUUGCCUUAUUUGGAAUCUUAGAAAGUACGUCAGAGACAACCGAUCGCGAACAGGGCAUGGGAUUUAUUGAUUGUCCUCACUCGCUUACAGUUCAUUGGAACAAGAUUCUUGCUCGACCUCCUUACGUGGAAAACCUCACCAGCGACUUUGAUGGACUUUUUCCGACUUUCCUUCGUAUAAUGUUGACUGAUUGUUGCCGACUCAGUAGUAAUCUGGUGUACAAUGGCUCAGCGGUAGAAUCAGACUUCCAUCUUCCAGUUAUUAUCAAUCUUGAGGCUGAUUUCAACAUGUCUGGUCAGAGACAUUUCGUUCCCAUGUUGCCCCAGACUGGAAUAGCCUUCGUGGUUGUUAAAAGCACCAAGAGUGAGCAGUCGUGGCGAGUCGUCAAGUCUCUGCUUGCAACUUGGCCUGUUCUGGUUCUUAUACUUAUUUUUUCGUUGCUUGCCGGAAUUAUAGCCUGGUCACUGGAAACCAGAAAAAAUCCAGACAACUUUCCGUCUAUGUUUACAAAAGGCAUCUGGGAAGGUUUCUGGUGGGCCUUUAUAUCCAUGACAACAGUAGGUUACGGAGAUCGUUAUCCAAGGUCAAUUGGAGGGCGCCUGUUUGCAGUGAUGUGGAUUUUGGUGGGAAUGGUUAUAAUUUCCAUUUUUACGGCAGCCUUGACUUCUUCCCUGACAACUCUUUCUUUGGAAACUAAAGUCAAGUUACCCGGAACAAAGGUAGUGGCUCUCGUUGAUUCCAUUGAAAGCAUAACAGGAUUCCAACAGCAGGUCAAACUUACAAGAGUGGAAACAGCACGUGACAUCAAUGAACGUCUUCAAAGUGGUCAAGUCCAAGGAGCAUUAAUGGACGCUUAUUUCUGGAUUCAUUUCAAAAGUAAUUAUCCAACCAAUAACCUAAAAGUUCAGGAAGUAAUUCAACAGAAAAAUUUGGAGUAUGGCGUUCUCGUAAACAAUAACGAACUACUGGCUGACUGCUUUCGUGAAAAGAGGUACAUCCAGGAAUCAGACUUUUACGAGCACGCUGAAGUAUUCUUGGAGCAAUCAUUGUCGAGUGAAUUUGAAAACAAGGACGACAGUGGAGCCAACUUGUUUGAUCCUGAUGGUUUGCUGUAUUUCCCGGUGUUUUUUACAUGCUUGGGAGUGACCGCGUUUUUAAUGAUGAUUGGCUGGGCCUGGGACGUGUACCGUAGAUUCUACUGCCUCGGAUCUAAAAGAGGGCGACUUGAUCUUCUUUCAUUGUCACUAACGAAAACAAGUCUUGACAAGGAUAACAUAAGUCAAGAUAAGCUGCAAGAUCUUGGGAAUAAGAUCCAAGAACUCAACCAAACGUUUCAUGAUCUUAUCAAGAAUGGCAAUCAUGGCAGGACGUUCACAAGAGAUUACAGGGAAACACCUUAGACCUUGCGGAGUAUACACCAAGCUGAAUCUCAGAUACGACAACUUAAGUAUAGAUUGCUAGAUAUACAAAUGAGAUAAUAUUCAAUACAACAAGGUGACGGUAAAGAUAAGCAUGGUUACAGAGAGCCGGAGGGAUCAUUUAAGAUACGAUACGAAAGGAAAACAUAGCGUAGCGCUACAUAACAUAAAUUAAGUAAGAUGAAAUAUGAUACAUGUAGAAUAAGAUAAUAAACAAAUACUAUUCCUUCAAUGCAUGGAAUACCAUGGUGAUAAAAGAAUAAUUUACAAAAGAAGAGUAUGAUGGAUAAGUGAGUUGAACUCCCAUGUAGGCUUUAUUCUCAUGGUAUAUUCCUCUUAACUUAUUUUUAGAUAUGAUAUCCAGUUCUCCCGGGGGUAAUGUCUUCAUGUGAGCUGCGUAGAUUUUUCUUUUGAUGGUGAAAAUACGCGGAAAGUAAAAUGUGCGCCACAUGAUCGGCUAUUUCUCGACCCUCCAGUGACUUUUGAAGUCGGGAGUGAUCUUAAAAUAAGCUUAAUUAAGAGGAGUUGCCUUACGAAUAAGGUCAUAUGGGUGAUUAAUUCUCUCACCCUUCAUCUUCUGUUGCCACCAAGGCACGUGUAGCCGUCUCGGCUAUACUUCAGUGUUGUAUCUUUAAUGAAAUCGUCUUAUUUCACCAAUUUGAAGAGGUGCAGGUCGGUGUUCACCUUGUAUGUUGAAUAGACACUACAUUAAUGGCGCAGAUAUUUGAUUAACAAUCCUUAUACAUCCCAAGCCUCACAUUCACGUCUGGAAACAUAAAUACGAUGCUCAGGGUGUAUGAAGUGUUGUUAUACAAAUUUAGGCGCUAUUUAUGCGAAGUGUCUAUGAUAAAACGUCAGGGAGUGACACAUGUUAAAGCUUACAGCUUGCGGUAAUGUACGAAUUUACUACAACCAAAAGCUGUUAUCAAUAUCACGAUGAUAAAACACGGGAGUAAUAAAAUAAAUAUAGUAAAUUUAAAAUAUAAAAUCUAUUGUUAACACACACCCCUGGGGAUCAAGUCAAAUGUGUAGUUGCGGGAAAGUCCGUUUGUUUGAAGAAGUGCGCUAUAGGUUGGCACAAAAUAGCUGUUGGUAUUCGACAUCAAUGAACUAAAACAUAAACCAGUAUUCCAGUAAACGGUUAGUUUAUUUCAAGAAUAUGAAUAUAAAAACAAAGUUAUAUACAAUAAUGCUUUUUAGAAGGCCGUUCGUUCAUGCUAUCAUUGUAGGAAUUUAUCUUAAAAUAAUUUAAUAAGUUAAGAUGUGAAGUAUAUAUGACAUAAUUCAUAUUUGAACUGCG
This is a messenger RNA of Orbicella faveolata, 4627 nucleotides long. RefSeq lists its product as uncharacterized. Gene Ontology annotation, cellular component: voltage-gated potassium channel complex; membrane. The record is from RefSeq and is a predicted model, not a curated record. Gene Ontology annotation, molecular function: delayed rectifier potassium channel activity; ligand-gated monoatomic ion channel activity. NCBI's taxonomy places the organism in Eukaryota, Metazoa, Cnidaria, Anthozoa, Scleractinia, Merulinidae. Gene Ontology annotation, biological process: action potential; potassium ion transmembrane transport.